Molecule: messenger RNA, 1983 nt
Organism: Carassius carassius (crucian carp)
Lineage: Eukaryota; Metazoa; Chordata; Actinopteri; Cypriniformes; Cyprinidae
Product: claudin-3-like
Exons: 2
Coding region: 64-1197 (377 amino acids)
Biological process (GO): bicellular tight junction assembly; cell adhesion
Cellular component (GO): plasma membrane; bicellular tight junction
Molecular function (GO): structural molecule activity
Source: RefSeq, a predicted model, not a curated record
GUUGCAUUAUAAAGCAUCAACCAUUGUGCUGAGAGACUUUCCUUUGUGAAUUCUGAAAACAGAAUGGCAGCUCUAGGGUUAGAGAUCCUAGGGGUCACUUUAGCUGUGUUCGGUUGGAUUGUAGGCAUUUUGUCUUGUGCUUUGCCCAUGUGGAUGGUCACAGCUUUCAUCGGAGUGAACAUCGUUACGGCGCAGACCAUAUGGGAGGGAAUCUGGAUGAACUGUGUGGUGCAAAGCACUGGUCAGAUGCAGUGCAAAAUCUACGACUCCAUGCUGGCCUUGAGCUCAGACUUGCAGGCAGCCCGGGCUCUGUGUGUGAUUGCCAUUGUGAUGGGAGUACUGGGAUUCCUUCUCUCCAUUUUGGGGGCCAAGUGCACUAAAUGCCUAGAUGAGGAGCGCGUAAAAGCCAAAGUUAUGAUCGCCGCUGGAGUCACCUUCAUCUGUGCUGCAGUCAUGCACUUGAUCCCUGUGUGCUGGUCUGCUCAUAAUAUCAUCAGGUCCUUCUACAACCCUAUAAUCAUUGAGGCACAAAAAAGGGAGAUAGAAGACAUGUCUUUAGGCCUGGAGCUCAUCGGUAUUGUGUCAUGUGUGCUGGGCUGGCUUUUGGCCAUCGUGGCUUGUACUCUCCCCAUGUGGAGGGUCACAGCCUUCAUCGGCUCCAACAUUGUGACGGCUCAGAUUAUCUGGGAUGGCCUGUGGAUGUCCUGCGUGGUUCAGAGCACCGGACAGAUGCAGUGUAAAGUCUAUGACUCCAUGCUGGCUCUCUCUCAGGAUCUUCAAGCAGCUCGAGCCCUGACUGUGAUAUCCAUCCUUCUGACUGUCCUGGCUGUAUUGGUGUCCAUCGGUGGAGCCAAGUGCACUAAUUGCAUUGAAGAAGAGUCAUCCAAAGCUAAAGUCAUGAUCUUCGGAGGGGUGCUGUUCAUCGUAGCUGGGCUUAUGCAGCUGAUUCCUGUAUCCUGGUCUGCCAACAGCAUCAUCAGGGACUUUUACAACCCUUUGCUGCCUGACGCCCGGAGACGGGAGAUGGGAGCAGCGCUCUACAUCGGCUGGGCAGCAGCCGCACUCCUGAUUUUGGGUGGAUCGUUGCUUUGUUGCUCCUGCCCUCCACAGGAGAAAAAAUAUAACCUGUCUCGGAUGCCGUAUCCUGCGUCUCGCUCGACAGGUGGGGGAGGAUAUGACAGAAGAGACUAUGUGUGAAACAAACAAAGGACAACUCUGAAUUCAGGGUUGCAGUGUUCAAUACAUGGGCAAAAAAUACGCCAUACAUUCUCCAUCGUGGGGGAAACAUGUCUUAUGAAGUUGUUUGAUGUUUUAGUUUUUCAUUUAAGUGCGAUUUUGUCUGUUCAGAGUAUAAGGACACUUACAGUGAGAAAUUACCUUUUGUAAUUGCUUUGAACAUGCAUUCUAUGUCAGUUACGUUCAACUGAAAUCUCAACGAAACGUCAUUUUUAGUUAACUGAGGUGUAUAAAGUCGAUUUAUUGGUAAUUUCUUUUAGUUUUCUGGACUAGUUACACUAAGAUUUUAGGUUUGAUUUAGAUGUAUUUUGACAUAGAGAAGUUGACUGUGUGUUCACUAUAUGUUGUAGAAUUAAAAAUGCCAAUAUCCUUUUUUCUUAAACCAUCAACUAGACACUGUGCAUGAUUCAAAUUGUAAUGGGCAUUUCUUUAUUAUUUAUACUUGUCUAUUUGUACAAAUUGAAUUUUUUUAUAUGUAUAUUAUUGGUUCAUACUACCACUUAAAUUCGUAAGCUAAAAUAUUAAAUAACAAAAUAAACUGAACUAAAAGCUGGACCAAGGUUCAUUUAAGUGUAGAAAUGUGAGAGGAGGGUCAGAAUGGUGGGAGUUUGAGUACUUUAUCUGAGAGCACAGAGACGGAAAGGACAACGGAGUACAGGUUUCUGUAAAAGGUAAUUUUGUCCUUUAGUGUCCAUAUUAUAGACUGUUUACGGUAGUACUGUAAUGCUGAUCAACAAAAUUAAGAUG